AGCUCAUCUUCAGAGAGAGGGAAGUUUACGGAUUUAGCACAUAUAUAAAGGAGAUGAUUACGAAACCUGAAUUAUUUGUUAAUUUACAUAUUAAAGGUAGUUCAAAAAAGAUAAUUUAUCCAGUGCCGAAAUGAAAUCUACGAUCGGGGCGAUCGUUUUAUUUUGCGUUUUACCUCAAUUUUUUUGCGAGGAAAUUAGAUUAUUAGAUUUAGAACCAACCGACGCGCAACAAUACAUCGAUAAACAAGACACAAGUCUUAAAUAUGCCCCAAAAAUUGAUUCGAAUGUACCGGCUGUGAGAUAUUUGGGGAAUGAGCCUCAUAAUGUCCUCGAAGAUAUUUAUUUGGCCAAUCAAUAUCACGGUCAAGAUGGCUUAGGAGGGUACCUUUAUGGCUACUCAGUACCUGAUAUUGCAAAAACUGAAAAGAAAAAAGCUGGUGGCGACUUGCGAGGGGCAUAUAACUACAUCGCGGGAAAUGGACAAGAAAUUAAAGUCGAAUAUUGGGAUGAUGGUACUGGAUUUCAUCAAGUCGAUAACGUCCCAAAAGUUCUCCCGCAACAAAUCGAGGAUACGCCCGAAGUGAAAGCUGCAAAGGAAGAGCAUCAAAGACUCUGGAACGAACAAGCAGAACGAAAUUCGAGACCGGUUGCAAGUCCUUAUGACAGCCAUGGAAAUUAUGCUGAAGGACCAUUGUCACCUCAGGGUCAGAAAUUACCACAACAACAUUUUCAACAACAACAAUAUCAACGACCGUCACAAGGGCAAGCACAACAACUCGUGAGUCAGUAUCAACAACAAAGGCAGCAAUAUCCAAAUCCGGGUCAAAAUGUUCACUAUCAAGGGAGUCAAUAUCAACCAGAGCAAACUCAAAAUGUGAAUAAGUAUCAGCAGCCCAGUGGACGUGGAAGUCUUGCUGGAAGCGCUGGACAACUUGGAGGAGGACAAUAUUCCGGAGGACAUUCUGGAAGCGCUGGGCAACUUGGCGGACAAUUUUCUGGUGGUUUGGGCCAAGUUUCUGGAAGUCACUCUACAAGUUCUCGACCAUUUACUGGAGGCGUUGGGCAAUCAGGAGGACAAUAUUCCGGAGGACAUUCUGGAGACUCUGGGCAACUUGGCGGACAAUUUUCUAGUGGUGUGGGACAAGUUUCUGGAAGUCACUCUACAAGUUCUGGACCAUUUACUGAAGGCGUCGGGCAGUCAGGAACUCAUUUGGGAGGUUCUGGACAGUUGGGAGGCGGCCAAUUUUCUGGAAGUUCAGGGCAACCAGGGCUUGGUCAAUUUUCUAGUAGUCACACUGGAAGCGCUGCUUCACAGUUAGGAAGUGGGCAAUUCUCCGGAAGUGUCGGACAAUCAGGACUUGGUCAAUUUUCUGGCAGUCACUCUGGGAGUGCUGGAAGUGGGCAAUAUUCUGGAGGUUCUGGGCAAUAUGGGAGUGGACAUCUUUCUGGAAGCGCUGGACAGUUAGGAGGUGGUCAAUUUUCUGGAAAUGCUGGACAAUCAGGAAGUGGACAAUUUUCCGGAAGCUCUGGACAAUAUGGAGGUAGACAUUCUGGAAGCGGUGGUCAAUAUGGUGGAGGUCAAUCGAGUGGUGGUCAAUACAGCGCAUCCAGUAGUCAGUUUUCCAGUCAAACAUCUGAUGGUCAGUGGUCUGGCGAAGGUGAAGGCAAAUACAAUGAAGAGGAGGAAGAAAAAGGUCCUCCGAAAGGAUUCUUUUACAGUUUCGACUAUCCUGUCGGGAUCAUAGUGAAAAAAGACGGAGGACCCAUACAGAAACGCGAAGGCGACUUAAAAGACAUCUACGCCACGAACAAGGCAAACUUUGAACAGCAACUCCAACAAGGACAUUCCAUUGGUUCUAGAAGUGCUACUGGAUAUUUGGUGGUUUAAUUUGUAGAAAGACUAGUUUUAAUUUUUUAUAAUUUAUUUAUGAAUUUUUAAGAAAAUAAAUAAAUGUGUUUGACACCA
This is a messenger RNA of Tribolium madens (black flour beetle), 1966 nucleotides long. Its product is annotated as keratin, type I cytoskeletal 9-like. The transcript has 4 exons. The record is from RefSeq and is a predicted model, not a curated record. The coding region runs from base 131 to 1888 and encodes 585 amino acids. Lineage: Eukaryota; Metazoa; Arthropoda; Insecta; Coleoptera; Tenebrionidae.